AUGUAUCAUUUCCGACAGUAUAUCUUUCUGCGCCCAACAUCGACUGUUCGUGCCUUCCAUCAAAUCGUAUCAAAUACUUUAAUAUCAGAGAACUCGUCAAGUCCGUUUAAACUACCGCCGAGGAAAUCGACCAUGAAAACAAAGUUAGUAUCCAUUGAUCCAAACUCUUUUUCGUUUGUAGACGGUCUCGAAGACCCGACGUUCACUACUACAGAUCCGAAUGCUGAAAAAAUACUAUCUAAAGCAGCACUAUUAUUAAAAAACAAUCAAGUAGUAGCAAUACCCACAGAAACGGUGUAUGGCUUAGCGGCCAAUGCUCUUAAUACAAGGGGUAUAUUACAAAUUUAUGCGACAAAGAAUCGACCGGCAGAUAACCCACUCAUCGUUCACGUAUCCUCUCUAAAAAUGCUUCGAUCCCUCCUCAUGAACGAAGAAAUCCCACAAAUAUAUCACUCGGUCAUACAUAAAUUUUGGCCAGGCCCUUUGACCAUACUGUUUCCCAAGUCGUCACUCAUCCCGUCCGAAAUAACAUGCAAUCAAGAAACAGUAGCCAUCCGAUUUCCAUCACACCCAAUUGCCCGAGCAUUAAUAUCUGUUUGCAAAUUCCCGUUGGCUGCACCGUCUGCGAAUGUUUCCGGUAGACCAUCACCGACCUUGGCAUCGCACGUUAUGGAUGAUUUGAACGGAAAGAUACCGAUGAUAAUUGACGGUGGGCAAUGCAGUUUUGGUGUCGAAUCCACUGUUCUAGACGGAUUGCAUGUACAUGGCCCAGUCAUACUUAGACCAGGUGGAGUGACAUACGAGGCAUUGAUAAGUAUACCGGAAAUGAGCGGGUUAAGAGUAUAUAAAAAGGACUUUGUAGAUAAGGAUCUUGAAGCGACACCGACUACGCCCGGGAUGAAGUACAGACAUUACUCACCCAAUGCACAGGUUAUUCUCCUCGAAGGGAAUGACGUGCAUAACAUUAGAAAGCUCGUCGAAAGUGAGGUCGCCAAUGCCGUAAAGAGUGGAAAUAAAAAGAUCGGAAUCCUACGCACCACGGGAGUGUCAGAUGUUCAGGGCGAGUGCCACACGCAAGAGGUAGGUAAUGGAAUAGAGGAUAUGGACAAUGUGACAACGUCACAUGAAACGAUAGAAUAUAUCUUGGGAAACGCUGAACGACCACAGCAGGUCGCCCAAGAGCUAUUUAAAGGUCUGAGAUAUCUUGAUGAGCAAAAGGCGGAUUGUAUAAUAGUGGAAGGAGUGUCGGAAGCGUAUGAGGGACUGGCUGUUAUGAAUAGAUUAAGAAAGGCUGCUACUAGGAUAGUAACGUGA
Messenger RNA from Paraglomus brasilianum, 1314 nucleotides. Lineage: Eukaryota; Fungi; Glomeromycota; Glomeromycetes; Paraglomerales; Paraglomeraceae. The record is from the annotation of a GenBank genome assembly.